Molecule: messenger RNA, 3248 nt
Organism: Triticum urartu
Lineage: Eukaryota; Viridiplantae; Streptophyta; Magnoliopsida; Poales; Poaceae
Biological process (GO): protein phosphorylation
Molecular function (GO): ATP binding; protein serine/threonine kinase activity
Source: RefSeq, a predicted model, not a curated record
AAAAUAAAAUUUCAGGCGACAUACAUACAGCUAAAUUAAUAAAUAAAAUAAAUGGCAAAGACGUUUUAUAUAGGAGUACUUAAGAAAAAGCAAGCAAGCUGGUGUAAUACGAUUUUUUCCACCGUGCGGGAGAGAUGAAAAAACAACGAUGCAUGCAUGCAGCAUGGCAGCAUUCGUAUCCGUCCACCAGCCUCACCCAUCUCUCUUUUCGUUCAACCAGCGAUCGAGCGAGCGAGGCCCCAAAUUAAGGAUCCGUCCAUGGAGCAGCUCCGGCAGGUGGGCGAGGCCCUCGGCGGCAUCGCCGCCCUCAUGGCCUUCCACCACGACCUCCGCGUCAACCCGCGCCAGUGCCGCCUCCUCGCCGACGCCUGCGAGCUGGCCUUCGACGCCGUCGCCGCCGAGGUGCGCGCCAGCCUACGCUUCGACGACCGCCUCGCCGGCCGGUGGAAGCCGCUCGAGUCCCCGCUCCGCGAGCUCUGCCGCGCCGUCCGCGACGCCGAGCACUACAUCCGUCUCUGCUUCGGGGACCUGCACGGCGGUGGCGGCGGCGGUGGCGGGAGCUGGUGGGCGCGCGCGGCCGCGCUCACGCACGGCGUCGAGUCCGUCGAGCUGCACCUCCACGGCCUCCUCUGGUGCGUCGCCGUCGUGCUCGAGGCCGUCGAGGUCGUCGCUGAGGCCACCGCGGCGCUCAAGCCCGACGAGCUCGCGCGGCGGCGGGUGCUCUUCGCCCGGGACUACGACAAGGACCUCCUCGAUCCGGCGCUGUUCCGGCGAAGCAGGGUGGGCAGGGCAUAUCUGGCCACGCAGGAGCUCGCCGCCCGGAUGGACACGGCGUGGGCGGAGGACAGGUGGCUCCUCUCGCAGCUGCUCGACGAAAUGAGAUCCAGGCCGUUGUCGCGGCAGGAGCACCGGAUCGCCGACCUCCUGGCCGCGCCGCGCGGGGAGCCGCACCCGGCGGCCGCGCUCCUCCUCGGCGACUUCCACAUGCGGCGGCGCCUCGGGGGCAGCCUGAAGGAGGUGCAGUGGAUGGGGGAGGCCUUCGCCGUGAAGCACUACGUCGGGGUGGACGCCGACGACGCCGCGGUCGGCGCCGAGAUGGAGUUGCUCACGUCGGUGGCGCACCCGAACGUGGCGCACUGCCGGUACUGCUUCCGCGACGAGGAGAAGCGGGAGGCGUACCUCGUCAUGGACCAGAUCAUGAGCAAAGACCUCGGGAGCUUCUUCAAGGAGGCGAGCGGCAGCGCCAAGCGGCCGCGCGCGCAACUCCCGCUCGUCGUCGUCGUCGACGCCAUGCUGCAGAUCGCGCGCGGCAUGGAGCACCUCCACUCCAAGAAGAUCUACCACGGCGAGCUCAACCCGUCCAACGUGCUCGUCAAGACGCGGGGCAGCGCCGCCGACGCCUACCUGGUCGUCAAGGUCGCCGGGUUCGCCGCCGACCCCGGAGCUGCAGCCGUGACCAGCCCCGGCCGGAAGGCGUCGCACGCCGCCGCCGGCGCAAACGCAAACGCCAAUGCCAGUGGGCAAAAUGGCAGCGUCAACCCCUGCAUCUGGUACGCGCCGGAGGUGCUGGAGAACGACGAGCCCGGGCAGGCGACGGCGAGGCGCACGGAGAAGGCGGACGUGUACAGCUUCGGCAUGAUCAGCUUCGAGCUGCUGACCGGCAAGAUCCCGUUCGAGGACAACCACCUGCAGGGCGACAACAUGAGCAAGAACAUCCGCGCCGGCGAGAGGCCGCUGUUCCCGUUCCAGGCGCCCAAGUACCUGACCGGCCUCACCAGGCGCUGCUGGCACGGCGACCCGGCGCAGCGGCCGCCGUUCAGCUCCAUCUGCCGCGUCCUCCGCUACGUGAAGCGGUUCCUCGUCAUGAACCCGGAGCAGCACGGCGGCCAGGCCGACGCGUCGACGUCGACGCCAGCGCAGCCGCCGACGCCGACGCCGCCGGUGGACUACCUGGACAUCGAGGCGCUGCUGCAGAAGAAGCUCCCGGCGUGGCAGCAGCGGCAGGGGGGCGUGGCGCCGCGCGUGUCGGACGUGCCGUUCGAGAUGUACGCGUACAGGGUGAUGGAGAGGGGCAAGGCGGCGAUCCUGCACGUCGGCAGGGGCUCCGACUCCGGCAGCGAGGCCAACUCGCUGUGCGGCGACGAGAGCUUGCACAGCGGCGCGACGGUGCCGGACGUCGUCGUCGAGAUGGCCCCGACGUCGAGCCCGCGCGCCAAGGCGUGGUCGCGGUCGCCGUCCUCCAAGAGCAGCGGCGGCAGCAGGUUGGCGCCAUCGGUGUCGUCGCCGCGCAAGCCGGCCGGCAGGGUCGCCGGCGCCAAAGCAGGGUCGCCGCAGAAGUCGAGAUCGAUGGGGGUGGUCCGGCAAGCGGCGCCGUCGCAGCAGGUUGGAGCCCUACGACGGACGCCAAGGAUAAUGUCCGACGGGCAGCUGCAGGCCGCCGUGAUUCCACAAUCCCGGCGGCGCGUGCCCGGGGGUCACGCUUCAGACUCCGAGCUAGGCUAGAAACGCAAAUGCAAGAUUGUACUUCUGAUGUACUCAGUAGAGAGCGAACACGCAUCUUAGCAAUAAGAAGAGCAGAUUUUACACAAAUAAAUUCAGUCAUGUGGCAUUUUGUCAGUCAUACAUAUGGAAACUACUCAGUGGAUGUAUGUAAACAAAUGGGUCUUAUAUGUCACCCAACAAACAAACAGACUAGGAAAUGCAAAUGCAUUCCCUCAAAAAAAUCCCUCGAAGAAAAAAGGAAAUGCAAAUGCAUGUUCAGAUAUAGCAGCACACUGUUGUAAAGAGUUUUCUUCAGAGACAUCAAUAUAUCAGCAGCAGCAACAGUCCACAAAUGAGAAAUGCCAAGUAACUAAAAAGAUAGAUGAGAUGCAACAAAGAGUGAAGAAAAGAAGAGGAUCAUGAAAAUCAACUAUUAGCAGCACACAGCAUGCAGCUUAUGUUUCAAUCAAUCUCAAUACAGGGUUCCUCACUGAAUAAGACUUUAUGAGUCAGGCAAAUGCUUUAAUGCUUUACAGCCAACUUAUUACUUUCCGAAGCGAGAGAGCGGCAGCAAUUAGGGUUCCGGAACCAGUAGUAGGAUAUAUCGACAUGGGCUGAGAGGGCCUUAUGCUGAAUGGAGCCUCGGUCCUAUUGUCCUUCUACUCGCCCUGCCUAACAAAAAAAGGGAACUCAACACCUACAAAAAUAGAAGUUGAUAACACGGACAGCGCUAGGUCCGAUUCUUCAGUCUAUCCUCAUCUCUACUC